Messenger RNA from Petromyzon marinus (sea lamprey), 13665 nucleotides. RefSeq names its product voltage-gated inwardly rectifying potassium channel KCNH2-like. Gene Ontology annotation, biological process: regulation of membrane potential; potassium ion transmembrane transport. Lineage: Eukaryota; Metazoa; Chordata; Hyperoartia; Petromyzontiformes; Petromyzontidae. Gene Ontology annotation, cellular component: plasma membrane. Gene Ontology annotation, molecular function: inward rectifier potassium channel activity. The record is from RefSeq and is a predicted model, not a curated record.
GCGCGAGCAGGGGAGCAAUAAGAGCAGGCAGCGGUGUGCCCGUGGUACACCCGCUGUUACACGCUGACGAGUGCGGCUGUGUCUUAUAAAAGUUCACUCAUCGUCGUCCUCAUCAUCACCCUCCUCGUAUCAACGGCGCAGGGGUGGCGGUGUUGUGAACCGCGUGGUGGUGUUGUGCCGCGUGCUCGCGACGCCGAGAGGAACCAGAGUCAGCGCUCGCAACGCGAAACCACCGCGCGGCGGCCGUGGCGGUAGGCAAAGUGGAGCCCGCACCAAAGGGGCGGGGGGGGGGGGGAAGACGGAAAUGGCGUUUGUCUCUAACGAGAGGAACCCCCCCGCUGGGGGCGGAGGCUGCGAGGCUCAGCGAGCCUCGCCCGUUCGGGGCGCGCAGAUGUCGGCCGCGCAGUCUCGCGGUCCGGAGCGGAGCUCUGCGCCCUCGGCUCCGACUCGCCCGUGAUGAUUUCAUCCGGCGCGCACAGCGCGUCCGUGCCAGCCUAUCACCACGAUUACUACUAUCACCACCACCACCACUACUAUUACUAUUAUCACCAUCAUCACUGUCGUCAAGCCCUGAUAAGUAACAGGCGCGCAUAAGACACCGGCCGCAGUCGUCUUAUAGGAGCAACAGCGUCAGUAGCAGCAGCAGCACGCGUGUGUUUCGCUAGUUUUUGUUCGAAGGAAAGGGGGUGAAUGAACAAUAGCAGCUGACACAACCACAACAUCAAACGCCACAACAAGGCGUGUAAUUGGCUGGACGCGCGCUUAGUUUAUCCCUCCUCGCCGCUCUCUCGCUCUCGCGCGCUCUGGUUAAGUUGAUUCAUUAUUUCCACGACCGCCGUUCGAGGAAGAGAAAGGAGACGACCACAGUUCGUGUGCAAGAUGCCAGUGCGGCGGGGCCACGUGGCGCUGCAGAACACCUUCCUGGAGACCAUCAUCCGCCGAUUCGAAGCGCAGAACCGCCGGUUCGUGAUCGCCAACGCGCGCGCCGAGAACUGCGCCAUCAUCUACUGCAACGAUGGCUUCUGCGAGAUGUGCGGCUUCUCGCGCGCCGAGGUGAUGCAGCGCGCCGGGACCUGCGACUUCCUGCACGGCGCCGACACGCGGCGCCACGCUGUGGCGCAGGUGGCGCGUUCCCUCCUCGCCGCCGAGGAGCGCAAGGUCGAGCUGCACUACUACCGCAAGGACGGGUCGUGCUUCCUGGUCGCGACGCACAUCAUCCCCGUGAAAAACGAGGAGGGCGAUGUGGUCGUCUUCAUCCUCGACUUCGAGGAGGUGUGCGAUGCCGAGAGCCCGGAGCUGGAGAGCCGGAACCAGCGCGCCAUGGGCUGGGCCAAGUUCUCCACGUAUUCGGGGCUGCCCUUCCGGCUGGGGCUCCCGUCCCUCCGCGCGCUCUCUGCCAGCCGGCGCUCGCUGUCUCGCCGCGACCCCGAGGCCGCGGUCGCUUCGGCCCUGAGCGGCGACGGCGGCGGCGGCGGCGAGAGCCCCGAGUCGAUGGCCAUGGUGGCGAGCGUCAGCCGCCACCGCUGCUCCGGCAAGGGCUCGGACGCCGAUGUCACCACGCCGCUCAACCUCAGCCCGGACGCCGCACCCACUCCCGGCGGACGGAAGACGGCAGCGGCGGCCGCGGGAGAGGAGUCCGGGUCGCAGGCCGAGAUGGAGGUGGGGCCUUACCCGUUCCUCCGCUGGAACCGCGACCGUCUCGCCGUGGGCCAUCCCCUCGGGGGCUCCAGCUCCAGCCUCACGCGCUCCAGGUCACGCGAGAGCGUGCGGAGUUUACGACGAGCUUCCUCCGUCGACGACGUGGAAAUUGGGGCGUGGGGCGACAGGGUCAAAUGGAGCUUCCACACCCGCCACUCCAGCUCCGUGGGGGCGGCGGAGGGCGGCACGGGCAACCACGUGAAGCCGCCGCUGCUCAACUCGACGUCCGACUCGGACCUGAUGCGCUACCGGGCGCUGAGCAAACUGCCGCAGCUCACGCUCAACUUGGCCGAGCUGCACUCGGGCGCCUCGCCCGUGUCGCCGCCCACCUCGGAGCGCCGCCUCAUCGCCCCGCGCGUCAAGGAGCGCACGCAGAACGUCACCGAGAAGGUCACGCAGCGACAUGCGAAGAGCGAAACCGCCUUUCCCAUUGUGGAGCUUCCAGUCACAGCCCUAGACUCGACCCUGCAGCAGGUCCUCUCUCUGGGAGCUGAUGUCCUUCCCGAGUACAAACUUCAAGCCCCACGCAUCCAGAAAUGGACCAUCCUCCACUACAGCCCCUUCAAGGCCAUGUGGGACUGGCUCAUCCUGCUGCUCGUCAUCUACACCGCCGUCUUCACGCCUUUCUCUGCCGCCUUCCUGCUCAACGACCCGCAGGUCGACCGGCAGCGGCAGGGCUGCGCCUACGCCUGCGACCCCCUGAGCAUCGUGGACCUGCUCGUGGACAUCAUGUUCAUCGUGGACAUCCUCAUCAACUUCCGGACGACGUACGUCGACGACAACGACGAGGUGGUGAGCCAUCCGGGCAAAAUCGCCAUCCACUACUUCAAGGGCUGGUUCCUCAUCGACAUGGUGGCGGCCAUCCCCUUCGACCUGCUCAUCUUUGGCUCAGGCUCCAAUGAGACGACGAUCCUCAUCGGGCUGCUGAAGACGGCGCGACUGCUGCGGCUGGUGCGCGUCGCGCGCAAGCUGGACCGCUACUCGGAGUACGGCGCCGCCGUACUCAUCCUGCUCAUGUGCACGUUCGCGCUCAUCGCUCACUGGCUCGCGUGCAUCUGGUACGCCAUCGGCAACGUGGAGCGCACCUACACCAUGGAGCAGAUCGGAUGGCUCUACGCGCUGGGCAAGCAGAUCAACAGGCCGUACAACGCUACGGACCCGGCGGCCGGCCCGUCGGUAAAGGACCGCUACGUGACGGCCCUCUACUUCACCUUCAGCAGCCUCACGAGCGUCGGCUUCGGGAACGUGUCACCCAACACCAACUCGGAGAAGAUCUUCUCCAUCUGCGUCAUGCUCAUCGGAUCACUGAUGUACGCCAGCAUCUUCGGCAACGUGUCGGCCAUCAUCCAGCGGCUGUACACCGGCACGGCGCGCUACCACACACAGAUGCUGCGCGUCAAGGAGUUCAUCCGCUUCCACCAGAUCCCCAACCCCCUGCGGCAACGCCUCGAGGAGUACUUCCAGCACGCGUGGUCCUACACCAACGGCAUCGACAUGAACAUGGUGCUCAAGGGUUUCCCGGACUGCUUGCAGGCCGACAUCUGCCUGCAUCUCAACCGGACGCUUCUGGAAAACUGCAGGGCCUUCAAGGGCGCCAGCAAGGGCUGCCUGCGUGCCCUCGCGCUCAAGUUCAAGACGACGCACGCUCCCCCCGGCGACACGCUGGUGCACGCGGGGGACGUUCUGCGAGCGCUCUACUUCAUCUCACGCGGCUCCAUCGAGAUCCUGCGCGAGGACAUCGUCGUCGCUAUCCUCGGCAAGAACGACAUCUUCGGCGAGCCGCUGGAUGUGUGCAGCAAACCCGGCAAGUCCAAUGCGGACGUGCGGGCGCUCACGUACUGCGACCUCCACAAGAUCCUGCGUGAGGACCUGUGCGAGGUGCUGGAGAUGUACCCCGAGUUCUCCGAGUGCUUCUGGCGCAACCUGGAGAUCACCUUCAACCUGCGCGACGUGGACAUGAUCCCCGACUCUUCCAGCGAGGACUCGGGCGGCAGCGGGGAGGGGGCGGCGUCACGGCGAAGGAGGCGGCGGUCGUCGCUGUGGAACAGAGUCGGCCUCGGGAAACAAAAGAAGCGGAUCGAGGAUGAUGAUAGUGACGUGACAUCGCGAACGGACGGCCAGACGCGGAACUGUAACCACCGGCCCAAAGCGCAGCAGGCCCGGGGGAAGCGCACGGAGGUCGGGGACGUGAGCUUCUCCUCGCCCGGGUCAAGCAGCCGGGCGCAGAGGGUGGCCCGGGCGUCCACGCAGCUCCUGGAGCUGUCGCCGUCGCCCAAGACGGGCACCAUCAAUGGCAACGCAGACGGCUUCUCGACGCCCGCCAGCAAGGACCCCUUCUCCAGCGGGGCCAUCUCGGGCAGCCGCUGCAACCUCCUUGCCGAUGUCCCAGAGGUUUACAACUUCUGGGCGGCUGGCGGAGCGGAUCUUGGGGAGAAGCGGACUGGGCUGUUGGAAACGGAGACUGGAGCAGAUUUACGGAUCGGACUUCUGCCUAUCGAGGACCGAAUCGAGCUCCUGCAGACACACAUCAACAGGCUGGAGUCCCGCAUCGCCACCGACUUCGGCUCCAUCAUCCAGCUGCUGCAGCGGCGCGUGGCUCCGGUGCCCCCCGCCUACAGCCCCACGUCGCCGGAGCCCGCACCGCGAUCCCCCGACACGCCCGCCUCCUCCCCUCCGCCUCCCCCUCCGCCGCCCCCCGCUAGGGCCCCGCCGCACCCCCUGGAUCUCCCGGCGGACGGCGCCUGGAGCCCGGGCUCCGUCGCCGCGACCUCCCCGCCCUGGCCGCUCACGCCGAGCGCGUUCACCCCCCGGGCGCUCGCCGGUCCCGUGCGGGUCGCGGGGGUCGCGGGGCGUCAAGAGGCGUCGCCGGCGCGCUCCGCGCGCCGCUCUUCCGUGUCGUUCCGGCACACGGACGGCGCUAGCUCGGACCGCUCCAAUCCGUCACGCUGGCAAUCCGUCCCUAGUCUUCCAGGCACGAGCGAAAGCGCCGACUCGUCGUGACUCCGCCGCCAGCGGUCGACUUCGGAAGCCGGUCAACUCGGGGGUGGGGGGGGGGGGGGCUUCUGGACCGCCGCUGCGAAACAACGUCAGCAAAUGAAGCGAAGCAAGAGACACGUUUUUAAAUGUCGCGUUUGAAACGCCACAACAACAGAAACGUCGCCCACGUCUAAAUGUGUACAUAGCGCAACUACAAUGUGAAUGCCUGCACAAGGGACAGGGGGGAGUUUUUGUUGACACGAAUGCCUGUUCACUUGAAUCAAGGUCAUGGAUGCAAGAAAACGAGCGGAAGGGAUUGCUUAAAAUAAAUGUUUCUUCCCCCGUGAUUGUCGUUUUGUAGCCGGUCAAAAUGGCCAUAUCAUUCAAGUAUAUGACGUAAACAUUUCUGGGUUGCUCACAAAAGUAUGGGGCCGUGUUAGAGCACUGAGCCGCUGGAUUCGAGUCCAGGGCUGCCACCCAAUAUUGACUCCACGUUACUAUCGUGAAGCUGCUUUUGACAACUGCUGAUUGGACUUAACCCACUUUAGUGUUGUUAGUCGUUAACUUUUUUCGUGCAAGUUGCAUAGAGGUGGAGUGUGCCACCAGGACGCACCAAAGAUUUUGAAAAGCACACACAGAGCCACAUAGAUGUACAGCACGGCAGGACGAACGCGGUGCGUGUGAGCAGCGUCUCCCAUGCCACGGUCAAAUGGAGGCUUCCGCUCCGUGAUUCAUGACGGUGUGCCACGUGACCACGAUCGAACUCCGUCAACGCAGUGUAAUUUCCUCUCCGUGUCGGUCCCACUUUGGUUUGUCUCCCCAUGUGGCACGGGUGCCGAGUGAAAUGGGGAGCGGGCUGCCUUCCACAGACGGCGGGCAGCACAAACCGGCAUGCUUGGGGGCACGCGAUGAUCACAGCCUGGGAUGUGCAGGGGACAUCUCUGCUGGGCAGUGGGCGUAGCAUGAGUCGCAUGGGCUCUGGUGCCAGGAAUUAAUAUAAAUCAUUAAACCAUUAGUACUUUGGGAUUGUUGCACCAUUCUCGUAGCUCAAGGAUCACAAACUCUGCAGUCGUAUGCUACCUUGCGGGGGGCAAUUUUUUUCCACUCUUUGUGAUUUCUGGGUAAAUUUUACAUUUGGCAAAAUUGGACCAUGAUGCCGACACACGUGACCUGCUCUUUUAAUGAAUAACGUCACGUUAUCUUUAAUGUCUACUGUGAAGCAAACGGCAUGCAGUAUACACCGGCAGUAUUAACCAGGGCGUCUGCGGGGCUCAAGUGGCAAAUGCGCUACUGCUCUGCCGUGUCGCCGCCCUGUGAAGUGAAACCGGUAAAUUUACGCCCCCCCCCCUCCUCCUCCUUCUUUCGUAGUCUGGUACCAGAACCCCUGUGACCCGUCCUGUGCAGUUGCAUUUCCUCCGCACUCGAGAACUACGCCCCCGCCGCUGGCAGAGGGAACACCACGGCUGGGAGCUGCCCAUCAGACAGCAGCAAACGUGAACCCAUCCUAAACCACAGAUGGGUGAAACGGAAUCGGACAGCAAAAAUGUCCAGAACCCUGAAGCCUUACCCACAUCAGUAUCAAGACUGCAAAACCCGCUGCAGUCAGAGAGACUAUUUGCAAUAUUUGCAAAUAUUAAAUGUCCCAGUUGGUCAAUUUGCAAAUAUUAUAAAUUAUUUUUAAAAAAUAACUUCCGUGUCUCAUUCACAUUUUCAUAAUUUCUAAUUAUUUUUGUUUUAGCAGAUGCAGAUUGUUUCUUAAGCCUUUCACGGCCAGGCCUGUCGAUUCUGGGGGAGCUACCGAGGCCCUCCCGUGGCAGGUCCAGAUAUUGCACGUCACCGAAUGUAGGUUUGUGUUUGCUGGUCACACACACAGGUGACGCGUCUGCCGCUGCCAACUCAGUGGCAGAAUCUGUUUAAGGAUAAAUAUUGCACACGGAUCAGGGUAAUGCCCCUAUUAUGAACAAUUUUUUUUUAAAUACCAAAAAUCAAACUGACCAGGUUUGCACAUUUAAAAUGUGUCUGGCUGCAGGGUGAUACGUGGGCUGUGGAAGAGAUAAGAGAGGCGUUGUUAAAUUAUGUAAAACUCGGUUAGCUGUAAAAGUUGUAUUUUAUACAUUAUAUAUACGAUGGCACUUACCAAGAUAACAGGUGUGGUUUGUGGGAUUAGCAACGUCGUAAUUCCACACGUGUCUGUGUCUGCCCAGAGUCAAAGCAAGGCACAAUGCGACGUUGCACCUUGCGUGUCAAUGCACUGUUCUGGCACGGUCAAACAAGUCCCUCGCGAUUUCACAGCAAUGUAGCCUGGAGACUACUUCAGUAUCUGGGUGUCGUGAGCAAGUUGCAUCUUCAGUGUUCUUGAAAAUCUGGCUUAUAAUUUUUGUAAGGAAGUCUUGGUAGAAGAUUGCAUGUAUAUAUAUUUUUUAAACGUUAUUCUGGCUUUGAAUGUAACCACGCCGAUGUUUAUACGCUUACGUUUUUGGUCGACGACUAAUGAAGAUUAUCAACUUUGUAACAUAUCAGGCAGGAUGUGGAAAACAGCCGGGACUGUAUUUUGUACAGUUCCUAUCGACACACAACUUUCCCUCCCGCGGGCUAAAUUAAAAAAAAAGAAAUCGGACAACGAUGUUCGCAGCACAACCUUAUUCACCCAAGUGUUGUCUUCUUUCCCUACUUUGCACACUCUCAGUAGGACCACACUGCAAAGUCUACAUUCCAAUGCAUCCCUACCAUGUGCUUUGGAGUUGAAAUCCAUUGAGGCUGCUUUCCUGCGUACAGAUCCAACCGAUGAUCACUUCCUGUAGAUCCGGACCGCGGCUCGGAUGAGCAGCUUUUGGUGAAUGACAGUGGGAAACGCUUUUGCCUUUCAUGUUUAUUCGCUCGUGUGAUCGCAAAGCUUGCUACCGUGGAAUGCGCAAUAAUCAAACCAUCGUACAACGUAUAUCGAUGCGUUUUUGCACAGGACAACUAAAGUAAUCAGAUUUCAUCGUUAAACAAAAAAUGACCCAAAAAAAACCCAUGGAUAUUUUCCAUUUUAUAUUGAAUGUGAUAUUGUUUCAGGUGAGCGCGUGUGUGUGUGACCACAACCACCUGUUAGAGGAUUUAAAGGUCUACGCAGAUGGCAAAGUGACUAUCUUUUCUGAAUAAUUUCAUAAAUUCGUGGACACUUUAACGGCUGUUUUAACAGCAGACGUUUAGACUAAGAAUGCUUUGUCGAUGUUUGGUGUUAUUGUCCAUUAAUGUUGGCUUAGUCGAGUCUAGGCAAUGACAUAAUUGAAUUAUAAACAACGAAAUUUUUCAAUUUCAAUAAUUGUCCAACAUGGCUCAUGAUAUAUACAUUUAAAAUAUUUUUAUUUUUGGGGGCAGGAAACCUUCAGAACCCACGAUAUUUGCUUUAUGGGUAAAAUUGUAAUACGCCGGUUUCAAAUGACGCGUUAGUGUGACACCGUCGUUGAUUUGUAUGAAUAGUUUUGGGCUGUAUUUAAACGGUGAACGCUGACAGCGUUGCUGUUACGUUAGACCUUUAAAGCUGUAUCACUUGCCAAAAGAAUGCAUUUUUUUACUGCUCUUGAAAAAAAACGUGAUGUACAUACAAAUUUUAACCUAAUACUCUACAACCGUGUGUAAUAUUAACAUGUAAUUUAUUUCCUGUGGACACUUUUUUAAUGUUUGAGUGAAAACUAAUAAUAAUGCAGAUGGGAUUUUGCAAGUAUCAUGUACUUGUUUGUAUUUUUACUGGGGUCUGGAGAGGGGGCGGUGAGGGGGGAGUUGGGAAUUGCAGUCGUUUCACCCAUGAACAAUUUUCGCCGCAGCAAGGCGACAGAGUUUGCGUCCCAGCGACCACCGUACCCCCCGGUUUACCGAUGCUCGUCGCUUGCCAGUCUCCAUCGCUUGUCCAGGGCACGUGCCGGGUGAGCUGUCUCAAUCGUUUCGGUGGCUGGUAAGUUUAGAAAGAGAAUUGACAAAAAGGAAUACACGACAAGAGUAGUCAUUUGUCUUUGAUCGAGCCGCCCUCCCUGUAUACCAGCCGGGGCAUCUCAGAGCGCUUUACAUUGCAUCUCAUCGCAACACGUUUGAACGGGCACUCCCCUCGUGGCAGCUGCCAGGUGACUCGGCACCUGGCAGCUGCAAAUGAGCAUUAGUCUGCCAGUAGGGGCGGGGGGGGGAUCAUGAUUGCUCUGUACGAUCCCAAUUGAGUAAUUUGCGGUGUAACUUUUCAAAUGUGGCAGCUUUAUGAAAGCGAUGGGAAUGAAUCGUGUGCAGCGGGGAACGGAGACAGUCGAGGCCAGCACCCAUGCCGCGCCUGGCGAUGUCGUGGCGCGUGCGGUCGCCACGCGCCUCGGCGUGCAGCACAGCGGUGUUCUGGACGCGCUCACCGCAGCACACCACGGUGGCAAGGGCAGGAAACACGUCACCAACUUGCUCGUGGCCGUCGCUGGUGCGCGUCCCAUCUAGAGCGUGUACAUCUACAGCACUUUUGUCAGUCCACUGCUGGAUGAGGGCCUCCCCAUGCCGUCCGGGUCGUGGGGGUUAUUUGACCGCUAUUUGCCACGUGGUUCGGUUUAGGCUGGUGAGUGCGAGGAUCGUAGUUCUGUGGGCUUAGUAAGUAAAGUCAUAUUCUUGGUUCUUUCGGUUAAGUCACGUAGAAGGGAAACAAUAAAAUAAUAAGAAAACUAUUAAACAAUAAGAUUAUCUACGUGACUUUACCGAAAGAACCAAGAAUAUGAAUCCCUGCAGUCACGAAAGCUUUAAAUCUAAAGUAAAGUCAUGUUAUUUUGCUGCACGGCCCACGUCUGCCUUUGUGACAACCUAGAACAUGUGGUGGUCGCCCACCCAAGUGCUAUCCAAGCUCAAAUCCGCUUAGCUUCUAAGAGCUGACGAGGCCCCAGCGCAUUCAAUGUGGUUUACUCAUUGGGAAAAUUACAACCUCAAACGAACACAUUUGUAAGAAAACGAAUCUGCAGUACAAAAGAUAUGUAACGGCACUUCACGUAUAUAUCUAACAUCUUGCAGUGCUAAUUAUAUUGUAAGCAAUAUCGAGUAUUUUUAUAUCAUACGUUGGGAACGCGGUGUACACACGUGAUGAUGUUUUUGACCGUUUUGUAGUGACGUGCCGGGGUGUAACGAUUGUAUCUCGCUGCGUGGCCUCACGGGCGCUCGUGUGCGCGCGAGAGCUGUAGACGUCGAUGCCUGCACGGGUGAAUCUGCCGAAUGAUGUCGAGGGCGUUCGCCACCACCGAAUCAAGUGAAAAAAUCAGACAAAAACCUGGCAUGCGACUGGAAAUCCUGACCAAACCCUGGACCACACUGCGAACCACUGUGAACCUCGGAAUUCAUUCAAGGUAUCAGUGCAGCUCCCCCCGAAGGCUGCCCUUUGGCUUAUCAGCCCUGCACAUGGUCUUCUGAUUUGUUGCACACAGCCAUACGCGAGAAGCAUGUUUAGGCGACGUGCUCAGAGCCUUCGUGUACCUGGUGCAAACAUUCUGUGGGGUCCACGUAAGGUGUUCCUGCUUGUUCCAGUGACCAAUGGGAAUCAACCUUUGAUGGCCCAAAAACUUGCCCUAGAACAGCCGUCUGACCCCUAUCCCUAUACCCAUCAUCAUCACUUAACAUUCAUGCCACACCUCCCAUGCGCCCAGCCGCAGGGGACCCGCCCCUUGCCCCGCCCCCUCCCCCCGUGACAGCUCGCUGCGGGGACAGCAAGUUGAAAACUCACUUCUUUGGAACAGCUGAUUGUGUUUAGUUUGUUGUUCUUCCCCCGCACCUCCGAUUAGCAUGGUUGGCUACGUACGGUGCGAAAGAAGUUCAACAUGCAUGCUUACAAGAUCAACGCAGCACCGGCCAGCAAGCGGACAUUCGUCUGCCAGUCGGGGUUAGAUGGUUGCAGAAGUUUCACAAUAUGGGUGUGAUGUUUCUGGUUUGGCAAAAAAGUAAUUUGCAUGCUACUGGCACACCUGGGCUCCCCAUUUCCAAAUAACAUGGGGUCUUUAACGUCCACUACUGUGAAGCACACGGGGCAUAUUUUGUGUUUAAUGCACCCACCGUAUUAACCAGGGCGGCCAAACCGUGAACCUCCUCUACCACUCCCCCCAUGUCACCGCCCCGUGAUCCGGAAGUUGGUGGGUUCAGCCCCUCCCCUCUACAACUCCACUCCCCCUGCUGCUCCCUCAACCUCCACCCUCCUCCAUGGCUUUCGGGUGGUGGUUGCAAAGCUGCCUUACGAAAAUGAUUUUUUUUCUAAAGGCAUUAAUUAGGUUGGGUUAUUCUUAAGUUGAAAUCGUAUCUUUUGGAUUUGUACGCUUUGUUAACUCAAAUAUGGCUGGAAAGCUGAACUAAUGAUAUGACAUCGCGUACACGCAUGUCUUAUAUACUGCCUCGACUACGUGUGGAGUCACAACCGGUUCCUGAUUUGGCCCAGAUAUAAUCAUGCAGCAUCAUUAUAGAAGGCAGCCUGUAGGUCAGAAUUGGGAAGUGAUUGGGAUCACUUUCACCACGGAUGACUGUGCCAUGGCGACAUGAGCGUCUGGCCCAGACCGUAUCCAGUAUAUUGCCAGCACGGUUUCCACUGGUCAUGGAAAAAAAAACAAGUCCAUGGCCAAUGGGAAUGACGGCUCUCUGCUUAGCGCCUGCUCAGUUAUAUGGCUAUAUCGAGCCACGUGCCCAUGGCAGCCCAGCCCCAGCCAAGCCGAUCACAGAACAGGGUCACCCCAGGGUGGAGGGGGGAGGUCGCCUAUCACCCCAUGCCGAGCCGCCCUCCCAGAGCCGAUUGUGAUGCAGCUUGGCCGCCAAUUAGUUCAGCUUUCCCAGCCGUGUCGGUGUUCAAAUGACAUUGUCGGGGGAAAAAUAAAAAAAUAUUACUUUUUUUUGCUUAAAAUAGUUUAACAUAGUGAUGUUUCCUAUCGAAAAAAAUUGAAGAUUUCUUCGAGACCUCCAUCACGCCAACCGCAGAGAGGGUCGCGAGUGGGGAGAAGCGCAUGGAGCCGAUCCCCCCGAGGCUCGAAUCUCGAUCAACGUGCCCGGGACCCAUGGUUUGGACCAGCGUGCUGUCCCUGGGCCGUGUUCCUGGGCUGGUUCUAAACUGGUAGCAGUCCAGCAGUGGCUGUGGAGCCGUGGCACCAGUCACGGAGUGGUGGCCAGGUCGUGGCGUCUCGUGGUAUCGUUGCCUCCAUCGUAACGCCACAGGACAUCGGAGUGGCUGAAAACGGCGCUGAGAGAGAACCGUACAGGUUGUGGUCCGAAACGCCGCCUGUAGGCUUGAGGCUUCAGGGCGAUAUUCUAAUACUGACGAAAGUGCAUUUUCAUCCGAUUUGGUUUUAGUUUUUGUGAUGAGGUGUGGAUGUCAUCAUUGCCAGUCACGAGUCAAAUCUUCUAAUCGGUUUGGGUAAUUUUUUCGAGGUGGAAAUGCGUUCCCCGAUUGUAGUUUCUCUCGCACAUCGUUUCAGGGGUAAAAAAAUUCCCGUGUGUCCUCUCAUUAACAUUGAGAAGCGCUGAGGCAGCAAUUGUUCAUUAAUGCGCCACUCGAGUUUGGAAUUCUCCAUUAUUUGGUGGUCCUCGCUGCAGUAUACAUCUCUAAUUCACCGUGCAGUACUGUGAAUAAUCGACAAAUCCUAUAGCCAACUGGCCUCGCAAGGUCUGUUUUUGGAGCACUUCACUGGAAAAUCAACCCCGAAUUGCCAGUACUGUAUCGAGUGGUGAAUUCAUACCCAUCACGCGGCAGAGCAAGUGGCUCGCAAUCGAGACGGGUGCGAGCUCAAACGGUGGGUGGGGGUUGACUCAGCCCAACAUCCCUCUGGGGUUGAUCAAGUCGGUACCACUUUGUUGGGUCAUCAACAGAAUUACUUGCCCCCACCAUGGAAAUGUGUAAUUUCAACCACAGGCUCCGGGCUGUAAACAUGACAUGAUCAUUGCCUCAGUACUUAAUUGAGCAAGGAAUGAGUUCGGCUUUUGACUUGAAUUUCUACUCGUGGACAUAGGCAACAGAUGAAUGCAUUCACAUCCUCACUCCAUACUUGCAGUAAGCAGUAGGCUGCCACUGUUAAAUCGUUUUACAGCGUGACGUUUCUCAAAGCAAAACGUGCGUAAACAUUGCAUAGAGCAAUACAAUAAGCUUAGGCAAUCUGGAUGCGGUUAAAAGGUUUACCAAUCGGCAGAAUACUACUUACAUUAAUAGGGAAUGUCGCAUGCCCUUUUGUGAACUGUCCACUGAAAUGUACCGCUUGUGCCCUGGCUGCAUCCUUUUGGAAGCACUAUCUAUUCUGCCUAUUGAGGUGCAUUGGCCCACGACUAUAAUAUGAACGCCGCCAGACUAGAAAGUCCAAUUGAUUAUUUGUUAAUAUUAUAAAUUAUAAAUAUAAAUGACUUAUGAAUGUUAUAAAUAAUUAAGUGGGCACAUCCAGCGAUGAUGAUGAUGACACGCUGCAUUGUGUGGUGUAGCGGGCUGAACCAACCGAAUGUUAAAGCUCACCCAUGCUAGCACCACCUGUGGACUCGGGAGCCGCGGUCACAGACGUGGGAUUAAGCACACUGUAUUGAUGACAAGCACAACGAUAAGUGUGCCAGAUUACAUAGCCCUUACAAGUUGAGAAGCCAAUUCUAAAAUGAAUCAGAACAUUUGAACAAUUAAAACAUUGUCACGUGCAAGCGCGGUGCAAUGAUACGCUAAUAUUUUUCAUCACGGCUAUUGAACGUGCAUUCGUGUCCAGAGAGGAGCGUUCGUCUCGACUCCGAUUUCCCUGCACCUCCGAUUAGCACGGUUGGAUACGUAUGGUGAGAAAGAAGUUCAACGUACAUACAUUACUGCAGCUGAGAGCACAGCGCUCUUAACUGUCGAUGCUCCGUGUUUAUUUGGCACACUUUAAGAAACAAAAUAUGCUCUUCCUUCGAAAUACCGUGUACGAUCAAGAGUGGUUUUAUUUUACUAUAGCAAUGACAUGUACAGUGUAACAAAUAACCAUGCUGACUUGCCAGGAUGGAAUUCAAGAAGUUGGAGAGAAA